Molecule: messenger RNA, 333 nt
Organism: Trichoderma aggressivum f. europaeum
Lineage: Eukaryota; Fungi; Ascomycota; Sordariomycetes; Hypocreales; Hypocreaceae
Exons: 2
Coding region: 1-333 (110 amino acids)
Source: RefSeq, a predicted model, not a curated record
AUGCUCAUGCUCAUGCUCUGCUGUACGGAGUACGAGCACCUACUCAACUCAACUCAACUCAACCUGAUUGCCAUCGGUGCCAUCCACAUCCACAUCCACAGAGCAUCCACAUCCACCACCAUCCCGCGGCCGCAACCAGCGACGCCUCAGGCAACAGACCAAGAGGCACCAGCGGCAAAGUACCCAGAGCGUGCGCGCCAGGUCACUGCCGGUGCUAGCAGCCACUACUUCCAGCGCGCCAUAGCACCACUUCAGCACCACUCCAGUACCUGGUCUUCGCCGCACUGGUACUCGCCCGCAGCGCCGGCUGUACCUGGAACGCACAACAGCUAG